Stereum hirsutum FP-91666 SS1 is the source of this 1535-nucleotide messenger RNA. RefSeq names its product D-galacturonic acid reductase. Lineage: Eukaryota; Fungi; Basidiomycota; Agaricomycetes; Russulales; Stereaceae. Bases 83 to 1342 code for a protein of 419 amino acids. Gene Ontology annotation, biological process: NADPH regeneration. Gene Ontology annotation, molecular function: oxidoreductase activity; nucleotide binding. Gene Ontology annotation, cellular component: cytoplasm. The record is from RefSeq and is a predicted model, not a curated record. The transcript has 13 exons.
UGUCCGAGGUUCUACUUCUCUCGUCUACCCCAAUCUCUUUACCACCCACUCAACCGCCAGAAGGAGCCAGAAAUCGAUAAUCAUGUCUAACGAACAGAAACUCAAUGUUUUGAUGUGUGGAACUGGUGAAUAUACCACGGGAUGGACGGGUUCAGGAGCAUCAAAGUCGGACAAGAAGAUCGGCGUUGUUGGAUUAACCUUGUUCGAUCUUCGGAGGCUGGGCAAAGUCGACAAGCUCGGCAUGGUCGGAGUCAAUGGAAAUAAAUUCCCUGCCAUUCGCCAACAUCUCAACGAGAACAUUGGCCAGGUAUAUAAGGACAUGGAUACUACGUUUGACGCCUUCCCCGAGGAGACUAAAGUUGAUCCCGAAGCGUACAAGGCUGCUAUCGAUGGCCUCAAGCCAGGAGAUGCGGUCAUUAUCUUCACUCCUGACACUACUCACUACCCCAUCGCAAAAUACGCCAUUGAACGCAACAUCCACGUCCUCGUUACAAAACCUGCUGUCCAGCUCCUUUCCCACCACCUCGAGCUCGUCCAGCUCGCGAAAAAGCACAAGGUCGUGUGUAUGGUCGAGCACCACAAGCGCUUUGAUCCAGUAUACAGUGAUGCUCGUGCGCGCGCGGCCUCGCUUGGAGAAUUCAACUUCUUCAACGCCUGGAUGAGCCAGCCGAAGAGCCAGCUCGAGACUUUCCGUGCAUGGGCUGGUAAAGACUCUGACAUCAGUUACUACCUGUCCUCCCACCACAUAGAUAUUUGCUGUUGGAUUCUGCAGGGCAGGGCGGUCCCCACCCGUGUCGUAGCGAGCGCCGCGACUGGAAUUGCUACCAGUGAACCAUACAAUUGCGUACCUCAAACAGAAGACACCAUCACUCUCCUUGUUGACUGGCAAUCACUCAGUAGCUCCAAGCACAAGGGUACCGCGGUAUACACCGCAUCGUGGACGGCACCCCUCAAGUCAGGUGUUCACUCUGCGCAGCACUGGUACUACAUGGGAGAGAAGGGAGACAUCAAUGUGGACCAAGCCCAUCGUGGGUACGAUGUCACGGUGGACGACUCUGGGAAAUCCUGGUCCAACCCCUUCUACAUGAAGUAUUCGCCCUCCGAGAGUGGCCACUUCGAUGGUCAGCGCGGCUAUGGCUACGUCUCUAUCGAGAAGUUCAUCGAUGCUGCGCGGAGCGUCAACGCAGGCACGGUCGCUUUCGAGGACUUCGACAAGCACGGCCUGCCGACGAUUGCGAACACGGUACUCACGACUGCCAUUCUGAACGCGGGACGGAUAAGCUUGGAUGAGAAGCGGGCCGUGGGCAUCAAGCAGAAUGGAGACGAGUGGGUCCUUGAGUAGACGCUUCCGAGUAUGGUCUGCCCUUGUCUCGAGGGGGGAUACGGAGAUGGGAUGGGAUUUAAGGUUGUAGACCGCGAGAGCCAUAUAGGCAGGUGAGACGUGCUCGCGAGCAGUAGACAUGGAUUCGAAUGUGAUUGUAUCGAGUUGUAUUUGUUACCCGCCGAUUGGAACUUAUGAAAGCGAGAAGCUUGAC